Molecule: messenger RNA, 1428 nt
Organism: Meyerozyma guilliermondii ATCC 6260
Lineage: Eukaryota; Fungi; Ascomycota; Pichiomycetes; Serinales; Debaryomycetaceae
Product: signal recognition particle subunit
Exons: 1
Coding region: 1-1428 (475 amino acids)
Biological process (GO): SRP-dependent cotranslational protein targeting to membrane
Cellular component (GO): signal recognition particle, endoplasmic reticulum targeting
Molecular function (GO): ribosome binding; 7S RNA binding
Source: RefSeq, a predicted model, not a curated record
AUGAAAGUGGGAAAAAUGCUGGUCACUGACUACCAGUCUGACGAGAAAAGUUACGACUGCUUGUUCAAUGACUCGCUUAUUUUGAUAGCAAAUAAUCAACUUGGUGAUGCACUCAAGUUAUUGGAUUUGGCGCAAUCAGUUUGCACUACUCAGAACCAAGACCUAGAUGCCGGUGAUCUUUUGCUUGAGUUGGCCCCUAUAAAAUUGACCAUUGCAUACAUAUAUCAAGUUCAAGGGCGGAUAAGCGAGGCAAAGGCAUUGUUGGACGAAUUCAGGAAUAAUGAAACAGUUGACCAUAUGACCAAGCUUGUUACCACCAACAACUAUUAUGCCCUCGAAGGAAUCCCCGAUUCAAAGCUGAGUAUUGCCUUGAGAGAUCUCGAUUACCAGGCUAGAAUGCAUAAAUUACAGCAAAAAUUAACCAAACCACAACUGAAUGUGCUCAUGAAGAACAAAUUGUUGCUCCAAUUCCACGCUCAUGCCUUGUCGAAGUCGUCCAAAUAUUUCACCAAGGCGUUCACGAGCGAGUACCAAAAACUCUACCCUGGCGACUACACUUUCAAUGUCUAUAAAGUACUCAAUCAACUCGAUAUAACCAUCUCUGACGUGAACGAUGGAAAUGCCGAGCAAUGCGCCAGAAAAUUGUACCAGCACGCAAAGACAGACCUCUCCGAACCUGAGAGAAUCUCCACUACCCUUCUCUUGGUAGCCGUCAACAACAUUAUGGGUCGCUACGAUCAAUGUCUCAGUGUGCUUGAAAAAAUAUGGGACUCAAGAACGUCCGAAACAUUAAUCCCUGCUCUUGCUGGUACGUUAUUUGGGUUAUUGAACGAACUCAACUACCAUCAAGAUGAUCAACGUGAUCUGUUAUCGAAAACAAAGGCCAAACAAACCAGCUUCAUUGUGGCUCUCAUAAAAUAUUUCCAAGACCAUGGGGUAUCCAAGUGCUACAAUUUUGCAAGAGAAAUUGCAUUUAGGUUGUACCAAAAUGGCGAUGAGAAGGCAGAGGAUGUUUUAAGAGUUUUGCAGAAAGAAGACCCUCAGGAUAGACUUGUUGCAGCUGCUCUUGACGGCGAUAAUAGUAAGCUUGACAAGGUUGAAACCUUGCAAAGUUCCACCGACAUAAACGAGCUUUUAUCCACUUCAAUUGCAUCGAUGAUUCCCGCGCCACCUGCGACAUCGACCAAACGAACGUUCAAGCCAUCUAUUCUGAAGGUUCACAAGAAUAAACGCAAGCCUCGGUUCUCGGCGAAGAAAGAAUUUGUCGCGGCUGAAAAAUUUAAUGCGGCAGAUUUGGAUGAAGAGAGGUGGUUGCCUAUGAGAUUACGGUCAUACUACAAGCCCACAAAGAAAGAUAGAAAGAAGGGAGGCCAGCAAGGAGCGUUGGAACAACCAAAGGAUAAGAAGAAGAAAAAGUCGAAAAAGUAG